AACAGUCUGCUAUCUACAAAGGUGAAUCAGAGUCCUGUGAGAACACACAAGCAAAGCUUCUCCUGGAAUAAAUCAGCUGACAUCUGAUCCUUUCCAUUGUCUGUACUGUUUCUGCUGCUCUGGAAACCAUGCAAGGACAGGAACAGACCACCAUGGCAGUGGUUCCUGGAGUUGCUGUGCCUUCAAAGAAUUCUGUUAUGACAUCACAAAUGUGGAAUGAGAAGAAAGAGAAAUUCUUGAAGGGGGAACCCAAAGUCCUUGGGGUUUUACAAGUGAUGAUUGCUAUCAUAAACCUCAGCUUAGGAAUAAUAAUUUUGACAACUUUAUUUUCUGAACUACCCACUUCAGUGAUGUUAAUGGUCCCAAUUUGGGGAUCAAUAAUGUUCAUUGUCUCCGGAUCCCUGUCCAUUGCAGCAGGAGUGACACCUACAAAAUGCCUGAUCGUUGCCAGUCUAACUCUGAACACUAUCACCUCUGUGUUGGCUGCAACUGCAAGCAUAAUGGGUGUAGUCAGUGUGGCUGUGGGUUCACAGUUUCCGUUUCGGUAUAAUUAUACAAUCACCAAGGGUUUGGAUGUUUUGAUGUUAAUUUUCAAUAUGCUAGAAUUCUGCCUUGCUGUGUCCGUCUCUGCAUUUGGAUGUGAAGCUUCCUGUUGUAACUCCCGUGAGGUUCUUGUAGUGCUACCAUCAAAUCCUGUUGAGACAGUGAUGGCACCCCCAAUGACACUUCAACCAUUGCUACCAUCAGAACACCAAGGGACCAAUGUUCCAGGAAAUGUGUACAAGAACCACCCAGGAGAAAUAGUCUAAUUUUGAUGUGUGUGUGUGUGUAUUUCCCUAGGAUAUUAACACUUCAUUGCACUGGCUUUUGAGGUGAAUAUUAGAUUUACUGUAAGUAUGUAAGUCAAGCACUUAUUAGGUCAACAACACUUCAACAUAUUAUAUUCAUUGUAUGUACAAGGGGCAAUGAAUUUGCAAAGAUGUUUUGAAAGCAAACAGAAAAAAAAAAAAAACAACCAAACAAAAGACCUCUUAGUGAAAUGAGGUCUCUUUGCAAAGACUAAAAAACUGGAGUUCACAUUUUUGGGGGUGGGGGGGGCUUUUGCUAAAUAAGUAGAUUUAGAUGCUUUUGAUCAAGUACAAACUCAUAAAGUAUGUAAGAAAUUACUAAUGAUAGGAACCAAUUUUAAUCUCAUAUGUAACAUAGUGUAUAAUUUAAUAGAUCUGGUAAAAAUUUAUAAUAAAGAGAAAUGCCUGAAA
This is a messenger RNA of Mus musculus (house mouse), 1259 nucleotides long. It is a transcript of the gene Ms4a4b, whose product is annotated as membrane-spanning 4-domains, subfamily A, member 4B. The transcript has 7 exons. Bases 129 to 809 code for a protein of 226 amino acids. Gene Ontology annotation, cellular component: membrane. The record is from RefSeq and is marked validated. NCBI's taxonomy places the organism in Eukaryota, Metazoa, Chordata, Mammalia, Rodentia, Muridae.